GCUGCUCUGAACGCUCCACAUUUUCAACAGGCUGCACAGGGGACAGGAUCUAAGAGACCAGGAAGCCCUGUGUGUGUGUCUGUGUGUGUCAGAGAGUGAAUGAGUAAAAAAGGAGUACAUAAAUCUGUCUUAUAGAAACCUCCACACUGGUCGUUGGGCUCAGAACUGGAAGAUACAGAGAGGUUCUGUUAUUCUGAGGAAGAAGAGGAGCUACACCGUAAUAUUUGUUAUCUGAUAAAAAGGGGAAGAAGAGGAGAAAGGAGACAUGUCACAUGCAAUCCUGAGAAGAAACUCCAGCAAGCAAGGUUUGCAGAACCUCUUGAAAAUCACCACCCAAAGGAGCGUUGAGGAUGCAGAGGAGGUGGAGCGAGAGCGUCGGCGCAGGGCCCGGGAGUCCUUCCGCAGCAUGGGCAGUAGCAGCACCUCGGAACCCAAAGGCCCUUCACUGGACAAUGUGGCCCUGGCUGAGGACGGCCUGUAUGAGAGUGAUCUGAAGCCUAGCAGCAGCUCUCCUUCUUUGGAGGAGGACGAGGGCUUCAGUGACUGGACCCAGCGGCUGGAGAGACGCCGGCAGCAGGCCCAGCGCAUGGAGGAGCUCAGUCAGGCCCCAGAGGAGCAGGACCAGAGGUCCCUGAACGGUGCCGCAAAGGCCCCCACACCACAUACCCUCUCUACCUCAGCCACCCCCACCACAUCCACCUCUCGUCUGCAGAGACAACACAAGGCAGAAGCGGAGGAUGAGGAAGAGAAGAAGUUGGGAAGAAAGGAAAGUGAGAGGAAAAGGAGGGAGCGAGAGGAGGAGGUG
Messenger RNA from Coregonus clupeaformis (lake whitefish), 805 nucleotides. Its product is annotated as ladinin-1-like. Lineage: Eukaryota; Metazoa; Chordata; Actinopteri; Salmoniformes; Salmonidae. The annotation marks the transcript as partial. The record is from RefSeq and is a predicted model, not a curated record. The transcript is spliced from 3 exons.